GUGAAGAGCCCCCGCUGAGGCGCUGUGUAACACCUGUCAGCUCUACUACAUGGGGGACCUGAUCCAGCACCGCAGGACACAGGACCACAAGAUCGCCAAGCAAUCCCUGCGACAUUUCUGCAGCUUUUGCAACCGCUAUUUCAAGACCCCCCGCAAGUUUGUGGAGCACGUGAAGUCCCAGGGACACAAGGACAAAGCCAAGGAGCUGAAGAUGCUCGAGAAGGAGACGGCUGGCCAGGAUGAGGACCACUUCAUCACGGUGGAUGCCGUGGGCUGCUUUGAGGGUGAUGAAGAGGAGGAGGAGGAGGACGACGACGAGGAAGAAGAGAUCGAGGUUGAGGAGGAAUUCUGCAAGCAGAUGAGGUCCAGAGAUAUGUCCAUAGAGGAGUGGAAAGGCUCAGAGACCUAUAGCCCCAAUACCGCAUACGGUGUGGACUUCCUGGUGCCCGUGAUGGGCUACAUCUGCCGCAUCUGCCACAAGUUCUACCACAGCAACUCAGGGGCACAGCUCUCCCACUGCAAGUCCUUGGCCCACUUCGAGAACCUGCAGAAAUACAAGAAAGCCAAGAACCCCAGCCCUACCAGCAGGCCCGUGAGCCGCCGGUGUGCGAUCAAUGCCCGCAACGCCUUGACUGCUCUGUUCACUUCUGGAGGCCGCACAUCCACCCAGCCCAGCACCCAGGACCCAGCGAAAACCCCCAGCAAGGUGACAGCCCAACCCCCUCCGCCCCCACUACCACGGCGCUCAACACGCCUCAAACCCUGAUGGAGGGAGCGCCUCAUGCCCACCCUGUCUGGGUCGGGGUCCGCUGUGCUUUACAGAAGUCUUGUGUAGAAAUUUGACAAGGUUGGUGUUUUUCCUGAAAGUCGAAUAAAAGAAGGUAAUUUGGCAAA
Messenger RNA from Enhydra lutris kenyoni (northern sea otter), 894 nucleotides. RefSeq names its product cip1-interacting zinc finger protein-like. Gene Ontology annotation, cellular component: nucleus. Gene Ontology annotation, molecular function: zinc ion binding; nucleic acid binding. NCBI's taxonomy places the organism in Eukaryota, Metazoa, Chordata, Mammalia, Carnivora, Mustelidae. The transcript has a single exon. The record is from RefSeq and is a predicted model, not a curated record. The coding region runs from base 50 to 766 and encodes 238 amino acids.